AUGGCCUUCAAAAGCGGGUCGUUCGCGACCUUCCUCAUCGUCUGCCCAACCUGUUUCUUCCUGGGCAUUAUCUUCUCCCUCUUCCCAUACGACUACCCAAUCCUCUGGUCAACAAUCACCACCCCAGCCGCCCACUAUGACUACCUGGAGGCGCACCUCCGCUUCUUGCACGCCUCGCCCCCGCUCAUCCCACGCAUUCUGCACAUCGUAAUCUUCCUCGGGCUCGCAGGCCUCCUAACAAAACUCUACAAACCCUCCGAAUCAAACAUGCUCUUCGACGGCGCUUCCCUAGUCCUCUACAUGUGCGGCAUCACCGUCUACAUCGCCAACAUCGUCAAGGGUCUGCGCCUCGCCUCGGCUGGCCAGUACGGCGCCGAGCUGGCGACCACCGCGGACGAGAAGGACCAGAUCCUUGGCCGUGAGGACUCACUCAAGGUCCUUUCUGCUUCCAACACCAUCCUUGCCCUUGUUCUGGUCGGUAUUCUCGUUCUGCAGGCUGGUCAGUGGUAUGCGGAGCGCAAGGAUCAGCAGGAGUUCGAGUCGCUUGGCUCUGGGAAGAAGGGUGAGAAGGAGCAUGCUGAUUCGGCUGCUUCAGCUUCCGCUUCCGGGGCUUCUACUGCUACUCCUGCUAAGCCUGGUCGUCAGGGUAGCCAGCGGAAGAAGAGUAAUUGA
Penicillium arizonense is the source of this 672-nucleotide messenger RNA. RefSeq names its product putative secretory component protein shr3. The record is from RefSeq and is a predicted model, not a curated record. Gene Ontology annotation, biological process: endoplasmic reticulum to Golgi vesicle-mediated transport. Bases 1 to 672 code for a protein of 223 amino acids. Lineage: Eukaryota; Fungi; Ascomycota; Eurotiomycetes; Eurotiales; Aspergillaceae. The transcript is spliced from 2 exons. Gene Ontology annotation, cellular component: endoplasmic reticulum membrane.